AUGCCAGAAGAACUCUCUGCCUUUUCGACUUCGAUCCUAAUGCAGCUGGGUCAAAAUCUUGUGCCUGCGACCAUGUUGUUACUGGCGAUCAUUGCGAUACUGGCCUCGUUAGGCUUCGCUUUCGUGCUGAUUGCUUUUCUUAGGCAGAAGUGGACUGGCCGUCAUGUCGCUGUCAAAUCUCGCUAUCAGCCAUUUUCUCCCGCUACUUGUGGGAUAGCUAAGGAAGAGAAUAGAUACGACCUACCCUGGGAACAUACUUGUCCACUCACUUGUUGGGUCUCAUCUUCAUCAAAAUCAGAAGCAACGACGACGUCGCCGCUUGAGUCAACGUCUUCAACCGGCUUAUGGUCGUCGAUCGUCAUGCCUUACGCUUUUCGCUCCGGUGGCCAAAUGCGUCGCAAGGCAGCUAGCUUGCAAGAUGCUGAAGAGCUGGAGUUAGGCUUCAUAGAGCGAACAUGGAAUGGCCAAUCUGGGCUUCCAUCACUACGAAAGAUAGACGCUUUUGACACUGAAACAAACUCCUAA
This is a messenger RNA of Cylicocyclus nassatus, 525 nucleotides long. Lineage: Eukaryota; Metazoa; Nematoda; Chromadorea; Rhabditida; Strongylidae. The record is from the annotation of a GenBank genome assembly.